This is a messenger RNA of Aquila chrysaetos chrysaetos, 9250 nucleotides long. It is a transcript of the gene OSGIN2, whose product is annotated as oxidative stress induced growth inhibitor family member 2. Lineage: Eukaryota; Metazoa; Chordata; Aves; Accipitriformes; Accipitridae. Bases 468 to 2135 code for a protein of 555 amino acids. The record is from RefSeq and is a predicted model, not a curated record. The transcript has 6 exons.
CUCGCCUUUCCCAGGGGCGGUUGUGUGCCUCUGGGGGGCCGCGGCGGCCCGAGGAGGUGUCUCCCCGCCGCCGCACCGCCUUCCCGCUCAUCCUUCCUCCGCGCCGGUGCGAGGCCGCGGCUGCCCUCCCCUCCCCGCCGUGCCCGGGGGGAGGCGGCGCGGCCCGCAUCCUCCUGCAGGCAGCGGGCGCGGCGCAGCCGCCCGCCUCGGCGCACGGGGCCGCGGCGGGGCCGGGAGGAGGAGGCGGCGCCCUCCGCUCCCCUCCGCUCCCCUCCCUGCCGGUGCUGGCGGCGGCUCCUCCUCCCGCGUGUGACCCGCUGCCGCAUGUGAGCGGGGAGGAGGGACGGCGCGGCGCGGGCCCCAGUGUGGCGGCAGCGGCAGGAGGAGGAGCGGGAGCCGCGGCGCGGCGUCCCCCCGCAGCCUCACCGCUGGGCCCCGCCGGCGCCCCGAGUCCGCCGGCGCUCCCCAUGCCCGUGUGGUGCUGCCGCUGCUCCUUGGCCGGUCACUUCAGAAGUUACAGCGGCCCUGAAACUGAAGGACAGCUUUUGAAUUCCUUUGUCCAGUAUUUUGGUGACAGCCUUGGGAGGAAGAUUAAAAGAAUGCCAUUAAUUGAAGAAACUGUUCUGCCUGGAGACUCACUCCUUACUCUGCCUGUAGUAAUAAUAGGAAAUGGACCUUCGGGAAUUUGUCUUUCUUAUCUGCUCUCUGGAUACAGGCCAUAUUUAUCUCCUGAAGCUAUACACCCAAACCCCGUUCUACAUACAAAAUUAGAAGAAGCUCGACAUCUUUCCAUUGUUGAUCAAGAUCUGGAGUACCUGUCAGAAGGCCUCGAAGGACGCUCUUCAAACCCAGUUGCAGUGCUUUUUGAUACAUUGCUUCAUCCUGAUGCUGACUUUGGGUAUGACUACCCGCCAGUUUUGCACUGGAAGCUAGAACAACAUAAUUAUAUUCCCCAUAUAGUCCUUGGUAAAGGACCACCUGGUGGGGCUUGGCAUUCCAUGGAAGGCUCUAUGUUAACAAUAAGUUUUGGAGACUGGAUGGAAUUGCCUGGCCUCACCUUUAAGGAUUGGGCAGCUAGCAAACGCAGAAAUAUAAAGAGUGAUCGAGUAAUACCAGAGGAAAUAGCUUGUUAUUAUAAACACUAUGUUAAAGUCAUGGGCCUCCAAAAGAAUUUCAGAGACAACGUUUACAUAACAUCAGUAUCCAGGCUUUACCGAGGAAAGGAUGAUGAAGACAGAAAUCAACUACAUGAAAGUAUUUCAACACGGCAUUUGGAAAUGGAAGAUGGACAGAAAUCACUAAUUAAGAGAAACUGGGAAGUCAGGGGUUAUCAGCGAGCAACAGAUGGUUCUCAUGUGCCCUUCUGCCUCUUUGCUGAGAAUGUGGCUCUUGCCACAGGAACCUUUGAUUCUCCUGGCCGACUACAAGUUGAAGGAGAAGACUUUCCUUUUGUGCUUCAUUCCAUGUCUGACUUUGGAGCUGCUAUCAGCAAAGGAAAGUUACGUGGGAAGACAGACCCUGUGUUAAUUGUGGGUGCUGGACUUACAGCAGCCGAUGCAGUACUGUGUGCCUACAACAACAACAUCCCAGUAAUCCAUGUGUUUCGUAGAAGAGUUACCGAUACAAGUCUAAUUUUCAAACAGUUACCUAAAAAGCUUUACCCUGAAUACCAUAAGGUCUAUCAUAUGAUGUGUACUCAGUCCCAUACUGUGGACUCUAAUCUACAUUCUGCUUACACUAGUUUCCCUGAACACAAUGUACUUUCCUUCAAGCCUGAAAUGAAAUGUGUUCUUCAGAGUGCCUCUGGACUGAAGAAAAUUUUGAAGUUUUCUGUAGCCUUAGUUCUGAUAGGUUCUCACCCAAAUCUUUUCUUUCUAAAGGACCAAGGGCAUGGCAUAGGGCAUCACUCUAAUCAGCCCAUCACAUGCAAGGGCAAUCCUAUAGAGAUUGACCCAUACACUUAUGAAUGCACUAAAGAAGCUAACCUCUUUGCUUUAGGUCCUCUGGUGGGAGACAACUUUGUAAGGUUUUUAAAAGGAGGUGCAUUGGGCAUUGCACGAUGCUUGGCAAUAAGACAAAAGAAGAAACAUGAAUUGAUUGAAAGUGGGGAUGGAGGAGGUGAUGGCGUACCAUAAAUGAGAUAUUAGAAACUUUCACAUACAGAAUUACAGACGUAGUCUAACAGAAUACUCACUGACAGCGAAAGUUGAUAGCGGUCACAUUUCUGUUGUAUACAAGUAACCUGCGCUUGUAUUGCUUGGUAAAGGUUGCUGAUACUACAAUACUUCACCUUUUCAAAAUACAAAAAAUUGAUCUGCUAUUAUAGCUGAUCUCUACUCAACUGGAAUUACUUCCAGAUAAACAGCAAAUGAGACUAACUUACAUUGACCUGCCUGUCAUCUCUUGCUCACCUAAAAGAGCAGACUUCUCUGGGAAAAGCAAUGCCUAUCAGAGUGGCUUUACAUUUUAGUGUCAAAUGUGACAAAAUAUUCUUACCAUGAAAUUAAAAAUAACUUCUAAAAGCAGAAAUCACUUUGCUUAGUACGAAGUGAUUCUUGGUCCCAAAGCAAAUUUGGAGCCUUCUGCUUGAAACAAGGAUUUUAUUUAUUUGCCAUAGUAAUACAAAUACUUGGAAUGAGCACUUAAUAAAAUGUUUUUUACUAGAUGAACGAUUUCUGUAAGGAAGGAGUAUUCCUCAACAGUUAUAUAUUAUCCUAUUUGAUAAUUGGAAUAAAAGAAUAAGCAUUCACAUUUAAUCUUUAACGCAUGUUUUGACACAAUUCAUUAAUGUUUUUUCACACUCUGCCUAGAGUCGGGUGAGUGUAGAAAGACUAACAUGAGAUGUUCCCCUACAGUGAUAUGUAUAUUUCUGAGAAUACUCAUUAACAUAAACAAUAAAGUACUGAUGUAAGUGCUCUUAUUACAGUGUCAAUAUAAUGAAUAUCUAGUGUACUACUGAAAAAUUAAGUACAUGAGAAAACGUAAGGUUUUUUUGCUUCCUAGCUCAGGAAGACUGAAUGGGAUCACUUGACUGAUGAAGGUGGGUGAUAUAUAUUCUCAUCUCCCAUUUGACCAAGUAUUGGUUUAUUUCUUUUUUUUUCUAGAGCAGCACGUAACACUAAAACUAUUUUAGCCUGCAGUUUUUGAAACUUGAAAAAGGGUUAUAUCUCACAGCCAGCUAAAAAAUAAACAAGCCAAACCCAAAACAAACAUGCUGUAGUUCUAUAAAUCUUAAAGCUUGUUAUGAAAGACAAAGACUUAACUUGUACCUACCUCUGAAUUGAAGUUUCACCUUUCUGCUCCAUAAUGUAAGACCUAGAUUUCAUUUGCUGGGUUUUAGAGUAGUUUACCUAAACACACUCAUGGGUUAUUAACCAUAGUGAGGUAAGCAACAGCUAGUUAGAAAACUUAAGUUAUCUUCCAGAACUCUCAAUAGACAAAAGUGCUUGGUUUUAACUGAUUUAUUACCAAACAUUUUAAUUCAGGUCCAAUGUGAUGGAAUUAAUGUUAUUUAAUUUUUUGUUUGGGGCUUUUUUGUGUCGAAGAACAUCAUGUUAGUUUAAGGUACUGUAUUUGCAUGAUUAAAAUCUCCGUAUUAGAACUUAAAUAGAUUUUAAAAAGGAAAUUAGGCUUAGACUUUGUGAAACUGCUAGUGCUUGCUGGUUUCCCACCUGUCUAACUUUCCUAAGUUGUAGAUACCUAUAUGCAAUAAAUGCCUGUUUUUCUGUGCCUACUGAAUUACGGGGUUCUGUGGCUACUGCAGGCCUUUAUGCAUCUGAGUAAGUUACUCAGACUUUGGACAUAAAAGUUGAAAAGGUAAAGUGUGCAAGGAUUAAAAUGACUGUCUUUUCAAUCGAAGUCCAAAGUAAUUUAUGAAAUGAUGCUACUACUAAUAAUAAAUUUUUGUUUAGAGCCAACUUAAUAGCAUAAACAAAUGAAGCAACAUUUAUAUUAACUUCUGCAUUGCCUACAUGGUUGGAUUUAACCAUGCAUUGUCAAUACUAGCUAAGAUACUUUUUUAUACUGAUAUUUGAGCUGGUUUUAAUUAUGCUAAAUUCUAGUCUUAUUUUCUUCAUAAUUGAAUUGAGAUUCUAUAAUUUGCCUUCUUUGGCAGAAACUGUGUAUAUAUAAAUCUAUCCUAAACCUGCGAUACCUAAUAAUUUUAACGGAGAAUCAGUGUUAUAAGUGCUAAAUACUUGAUUAUAGAACUUUAUUGCAGUUAAUAUAUUGGAAAUACAUCUGUGCUGUGAUUAAAUUACUUCAGUUUUGUGUCAAUAUAAAUGUCCCAAUACAACAUACCGUGGCAUGUUACUGAUUUUUCAUUUGUCAUGUGAAAUAUUUAAAAUGCCAACAAAACAAAUGAAGCAAUUUACUUAAACAGUUAUUUUGCAGAAAGGGGGAAAUAGCUUCAAACAGCCAAAUCUCUAGCCUCAGCUGCUGCAGCUACUUACAAGCUGCGUGUGUUGUAGUUGACAAAUUUGUAGCAGAGAUUUUUGUCCUGUUAUUACACAGGUAUCUUUACUGCAGUAUUACAGCACCUUGAGGUUCAACUGUUUCUGUUUUGGGGUUUUUUUGUGGUUUUUUGUUUUUUUGGUUUUUUUAAUCAAUCUUGCCAGUAUAUUUGAGAUUAAAAAAUCACAUGUGAGACCCCUUAGUUGGGUACAGAAAUUUUCUUAGUGGUCAUGUUUAUUAAGCCAGUAUAAACCCACUUUUUUUCAACCAAGUCUUUACUAAAAAAUCAUCCUGUUUAUUCUAGGAAUUGCUAGGUUUAAAGUUGUAGCUGGACUUCCUCACUUUUGAGUUUCUGGGUUUGAGAGAAAUUUCUGUUUCUCUCCUCUUUGGUAUUUUGAGAGAGUAAGAGAUGUAAAAAUUCAAGCUUUACCUUAGGGAUAGUUUUACCUAAAGCACUGUAUCAUACUUACUGCAUUUAUUGUGGAUUAGAUGUUGGCACUGAAUAGUUGUCUUUUGGGGAAAUACUUUGUUUCUCAGAUUUAAAAAAAAACCCAAACAUUUCAAUUUCCUGUAUGUUAUAAUAGUUCCCAGAAGGGAGACUGUUUGCUUCUUUCAGUGAGAAAGAUAAGCUUUUAAACAUUACAGAUUUUAAAAGGAUGCUUACUACUUAAGCUUUAUUACUAAAAUACAGACAGGAAGAAUGUAAUUUUUAGCUAAAGGAAUUUAAUUGGGAUUUACAGAAUUUGUAAAGGUACAUUAACGCAUACUGUGUAUUUUCUCAUAGGCUAGUGGGAAAAUGUCUCUUACAUUUGGGUUUCGUUCUUAAUGCCGAACGUGUCUCCUAGCUAAAUUAUUGCCAAGAUUAUUUUAAGUAGUAUCCAGCGUUGAACUGGGACUAAGAAUUGUCACAGUAGCUUUCCCUAACAAUCUGACUCCUAUGUGAUUAUUUAACAAUAGGUGCAUGUUAAUGAAGGUACCUGAUGGGGCAGUAGGAAGCAGCACAGCCUUUCUUUUGGUUUCCAGUAGAUGAUUGAUUUCUGCUUAAAACAUUUUCCACAAAAGAGUAAGGCUAAGUUUUACCCUAGUGAGUAAACACAGAAAUCCUUUCUGCAGGUAAUCCAGAGAGAGUGGUGACAAUAACAUCGGAUUCUUCUCUCUCUCUCUCUCUCAGGAAAUUGCAUUGCCUUGGGCUAGCAGCCUGGGCUUGCCAGUCAAUGCAUGGGAAGAGUAUAGCUACACAUUGAGUAAGGGACACCGAAGUGCGUCCCACAGCUGUAGGUCCCUAGUCCUCAGCAUGUAGGGAAUUGUUGGGGUAUACUGUAUUUUCCUUUCGGCCUGGUGAGUGUAGGCACCUUUUUUUUAAUGAUUAAUUUCAUAGAGUGAUGGUUGCAUAAUGAAAAGUACUAAUUUUGUAGAAGGAGGUGGCUGUAGUUUCUUUCUCUCACAGCUCAAGAACUGUGAAAAGAAGGCGAGAGCCAGAAAGCCAGAGUGCUUAUUCAAAGCUGGAGGAAACAAUAAAUUAAGACUCAAACUUUGAGGCAGGCCUGACCUGCAUAUCCAGUUGAAAGGAAGAAAAGGCCAUUUUUAGGCCAACUACACGAGAGAAAGAAAGGGUGUAAAAUUUGCAAACUUCUCUUGAGUCCUCACUAAUAACAGGCAAUGACCAGUGAGGAACGAUGGAAGCAAAGCAGCAAAGAAUCUGAGCAAUAUGAACUGCAAACCUAUAGGUGCUGAAGUGAAUCCAUGCAAUGCUGAUAGGCUGGUGGUCUCUCAUCCUCCUGUGUCAGAUCUGCACACUGCAACUUUAGAGCUCUGUCCUGGAGCUGUUAGUCUAACAUGUUGCCAUAUAUUUUUAAUUGGUUAUUAACUGAAGUUACGCUGAAGUGCAACACAUACGUAUGAACUACAAGCAACUACGGCUGGAUCAGUAAGGUGGUGGCCAAGAGAUGAGACUUGGUUCCUCUGGUACCAUGUUUUCUACUUCUGAGAAAGCAAGCAGUUAUUUUCAUGUAAUAGUGGAAUCUAUGCUUAACAGUGCUAUCUCCCAAACAUUUCUAAACAGCAAGAGGUAGCAGACAUAUGCCUUAAAAGCAGCAGAUUAUUUGAUUUCAUUAUCAUCCAUAUAGUAAUGACUUAAUUUUGAAGAAGUUAUGGAACAAAAAAAUGCUAAAAGGUUUAUACUGUCACGUUUUAAUUUAGAUAAUAUUUUAGAACCUUACAAUAACAAUGUUCUGUCAUCAUUCUGGAUUAUUUUUUGAGGCGAGAGCAGGAGGGGAGCACAGUACCUCAACUGGAUGCAAAAGCUUUUUGGACAUUUACUUUCCCCUUUUCCCCUUGCCCAACCUGAAAGAAAAGUCAUGCUUUGUUUGAAAUAAUCAUAAUACCUGAUUCUAUUUAACAGAAACAAUGGAAACUAAAACAUUCUUUCACAGAGAAAGGAAAGCUUUGGUGACGUAAGGGGCACAAAUUUGAAGCAAGGAUAUUGAAUUAUAAACAGCUCUUCUUCUGAAAAAGACUGUAUUUGGGGGAAUAUGGUACACUUAGGGUGUUUCAGUUUAGCUAAUUUUUGAAGCUUGAAUUAUACAAGGAAUUGUGAGGUCAAGGAUGAAUUUGGUGUAAGGAACAAGGAUUAUGGGGAAAGAAAGCAUUUAUAGUAUAAUUUAGUAAUUAUAGUGAAGCUAAGCACUAGCUUAAAGAUGGCUUUGUCUUUGCAGACACUAGAACAUUUCAGCUCAAGCAAAUGCUGAAUUUGAGAUCACAUUACACCUGUCUGCAUGCUAGGUGAUUUUCUAACAACACAAAUUUUCUACUUAUAGGGUAUAUUAAGCCAACUCUUAAAACCUAGUACUCAUAAAAACCAGGAAAAAAGCUAUACUUCAUAUUUGAAGCUCUCCUAUCCUUUUGAAAUUACUUGUUUUGGAGACUAAGUUAAUCUCCUCCAUCUCUUUAUCCCGAAAUCACUGACAGUGUGUGUCAGCCUACACUGGAUGUUUCAGUAAACUAAAAUUCAGCUUCCUGUUCCUUGACACCCUCUGUAGACUUACGUACCAGCAUAAAAAAAAUGAACAACUAGGUUUGUUAUGUAUUCACAAAAUAUUAUGAAAUCCUGGCAUUUUUAGGUUCUUUUUUAACUAGGUGUAUGAAGAAAAAAUAGUUGUCCACCAAUACAAAGCUAGAGACAAGGCCAUCAAAGAGAUUUGAUACAGUACCAGGGGAUACUCUGAGGAGAAAGAAAUGGUUCAUUUUUCAACCAUUUGGAUUCGAGGACCAGCUUCUAUGUGAACACAGUUAUUGCUGUUCAAGAACUGAUCCUGCUAGCUUACAUCUACCUGGCACAAUUUGGAAAGUCAGUACUGUGAUCUUGCUCAUUUCUCUGUUAGGCCUAGUAUGCUGGUUGCGGAAUUCCAGUUCUAAAUGAGAUAAAGGCUUAUAGUCAUCUACCUAGAUGUUUGUUCAUGCAUGAUCCAACCAGACUUGGAGAUAUAUGUAAAUGUCAUUUCUGUGUCAUGCCUCAGCUUUCUGCUUUUGCUGGAGUAUGCCUGGGUCGUACCCUUUUUUUAGAUGAGCAAUGUAAACGUGUACAGAACAUUUGCAGUUAGCUGAAAUUUAUUCUCCUUUGGAGCUGCAAGCAACUUGUGAGCAAAACCUCAGCUUUGAUUAGAUGAUAAACUACCUGAGGUUUGCAUGCUAAGCUUGUUUUAUCUUCAUGUAUGAAAAAUGAUGACAGGCUGAAGGUUAAAGGAGUAAUAUUAAAACAGUUUCAAGUAGUAGCCAAUUAUUCUGGUUUGGAGAGGUGGGGAACUCUUGAAGCCAAUGGAAAAAAACUGGGGAGGAAGAGGCAUUCAGAGAGCUGUAGUGUUCAGAAAGAGGGAAAAGGUGUUGGUUUGCAUGGAUCUGGUGUAGCCAGUGCUUGAGAGAGAUUCUGAUAGUCAAAACUGGGGCAGAAGACUAAAGCAAGUGGCAGGGAAAGUUGCUAGUUACGGAGAUCUGUCUACAAUUUUUAUAACUAUGUCACUGGGAUGUGGUGAUAGUGGUUAUCAAAACACUGUAAGAGGAAGAGUGAGGAAUAAUGGUAAGGAAGACGGUUCAGGUUUUGCCAUGUUUGGCUUAAGUUUUAAGGAGAUACCAGAACACAAUUAGAAUUUGGAAUCAAACACCAGCUGUGGCCAAAUGUGACUGAAGCUAGAUUCAAGAAAUGGAACACAGCAAGAGAAGGGCUAGUUUUAUGGGAAGGGAGAAAAGACAGGGUAAGAAUAAGGACUGAGAAAUCACCUGUACAAAAUGGACUGGCAAUAGGAGAGCUGAGAGGGGGUUAUAGGUAGGUCUAUAGCAGAGACUUCAUCUACUGUCUCAGUUACAAACUGAUGUUUGCUGGUAAACGUGUGGAAUAGAGCCUCUCAGAUGCAUCAGGACUGGAGGUAAUGAAGGGGGCUUAGCACUCUGCAGGAAGUCAAUGGGGAGGUCAGUGGGCACAGGAAACUGAAGGAGAAAAACAGGUAGACUCACAGAUGUGAACGGACAGAAAUAGAAAACAAACUUCAACAGUGGGAACAUUUUGGUAGUCUUGCCAAAAAAGGCAGUGGCUUCCCCAGCUGAUGAAGGAAAGAUGGGAAGUCAGCCGAAACUGGUGCAAGUUAAACUGAAAAUUAAGCAUGUUGUUCCUGCAGGGAUACAGCACCCAUCUGCUAGUUUAUUGGUGCAUGGAUUAAUUCAAUCUGCUUUAAACUGUGUUCAGCUAAACUGCUGGAUGCAAGACUGUAUUUUAAAAGCCUUGCUAAUAAAAAGUAUAUUUAGUUUA